UUGUUCUAGUCUUCAUAGUUCCAGUCUUUAUAGUUGUACUAGUAAAUACAGAAUUUCGGUCAGGAAGCACAAGUCUCCAAUUGAUAUUGUGACACAUACUUAGUUAGUUGAUGUAUUUGCACUUAGAUGAAACUGAAGGCAUUUUUGUUAAGUUCUAAAAAGUGGCAUCAAAAGGUGAUAAUUAUUACCAUAAAAUGAAUAAUAAUAAAGAUUAUAUCAAGUGUACAUAGACAGUUUUAUAUAUAAAUAAAACUCUAAUUUAUAUAACAUAAUUAUAUAAUAAUGAGUUUAUAUCAGUGUCUUAUUCGUACUCAAAUAAGAAAUUACAUAUGCGUCUUAUCAAGGAGCUAUGUAAAAAGUUUGGAACAUUCUACAGCAGGAAUAAUUGUUAUUGGGGAUGAAAUAUUGAAAGCUCAAGUAAAAGAUACAAAUUCCUGUUACAUAUGUAAUUUAUUAUAUAAAUGUGGUAUUAAAGUAAGGAAGAUUUCUGUCAUAGGCGACAAUGUUGAAGAAAUUUCAAAAGAAAUUAAAGAUGCCUCCAAAAAAUAUACAUAUGUUAUAACAUCUGGGGGAAUUGGGCCAACACAUGAUGAUGUUACAUAUGAAGGUCUUGCCAAAGCUUUUAAUGAUAAGCUACAUUAUCAUCCCAAAUUGGUAGAUAUAUUAAAAUGUCAUGUUGGGAUCAAUGAUGCUUCGUCCCCUAUUUAUAAAAUAGCUCAAAUACCUCAGAAAGCAUCUCUUAAAUUUGGUUUGCACACAAACGAAAGAAAACCAAAUAUUUUUCCAUACAUUACGUUAGAAAAUGUAUAUGUAUUUCCUGGUUCACCUGUAUUUCUUAAAAAAUCUUUUCAAAACUUGUACGAGGAAUUGCUUUCUACGAACAAGAGAUUUGUAAAAGACGAAAUGUUUAUUAAUACUAGAGAAGAUUUAUUUGCAAAUGCUUUAUCAACUGUAGCAAAAGAAUUUCCCAAUGUUUCUUUCGGUUCUUAUCCAGUGAGCAAUUGCAGGUAUUUUAAAGCAUUUGUAACCAUAGAGAGUGAUAACGAAAAUGAUACUAAAAGAGCGAAACAAAGAUUUUGCGAACUAAAUCCUGCAAAUAUUUUCGUAAAUUUUGACCGAACGCCGCAUAUAGAUUGUAUUACCAAGUAUAAUAAUUUUCUUCAAGAUUGCGCACAUCGAUCGAUUUAUGAGCAAUCUCUUGAAAAACUUAGACAAUUUUAUCAGAAUCCUGAAUGCGUCACAAUAUGUAUCGAUGGUAGUAUAGAAUCAAGUGUUGUUAUUCAUCUCGCUCAUAUAUGUAGAACUCAGUUACAUUCUGAUAACAAAUUGCAAGUGGUUUACUUAAAAAACGAGAUAGCGGUUGACAUGGAAGAAUUCUUCAAAGAAAUGGUUGACAAGUAUCAUUUAAUAACGCCCACUAUGGAAACUACAGUUGAUAAUAAGAUAAAUAAUAAAUAUAUAAAUAACAUAAAUAUGAGUAAGAUGUAUACGAAUAAUAUAGUUCGAUCGCAUUUACGACCAAUAUUGCUAAUUGGAGGGGCUGAAAAAAAUGGCAAAAAUAAAAUUAAUGGCAACAUGGAUGAUAUGAAUCAUUUUGAAAUCUAUAAUCCAUUGUGUAAUUGGACGAAAAAAGAUGUAUGGACGUUUGCUUCAUCGCUGUAUCUGCCAUAUAAAUUUGAAGCUUGAAAAAGAGUAGCAAGAGCAAAUUAUAUUUCAAAAAACUACAACAAGCGCAUGAUAUGGUUUGUUUUUUAUGACAUUAUUCUAUGCGUAUAGCACAAAUGUGCACAUAUAUGAAAGAAAAUUGUAACAAUAAUACAACAAUAAACAUAUGGGACAGAA
Messenger RNA from Vollenhovia emeryi, 1842 nucleotides. Its product is annotated as FAD synthase-like. The record is from RefSeq and is a predicted model, not a curated record. The transcript is spliced from 9 exons. Lineage: Eukaryota; Metazoa; Arthropoda; Insecta; Hymenoptera; Formicidae. Bases 283 to 1686 code for a protein of 467 amino acids.